AUGGCGGUGAAUGAUCGCACAGCUUCCUCCAGGCAGCUGGCAGCACAUUGGUCUACUGCUACAGGUGUACAAUUGUCGGCUUCGUCAAUUCGUCGUCGUCUGCUGCGCCGUGGAUUGCGUGCAAGGGUGCCAUUAUACAGGAUUCCCCUCACGGCGGAUCAUCGACGGCUGCGUCGGCAGUGGGCUCUUGAGCACAGAGACUGGCGAGCUGAUUGGCACCAAGUUGUCUUUUCAGAUGAAUCACGCUUCAAUUUGUGGACCCAUGAUGGCCGUGUUCGUGUUAGACGUUAUGCCGGUCAACGCUGCCUUCCUGAGUGUAUUAUUGAACGACAUAGUGGUCGAACACCCGGAGUUAUGGUCUGGGGUGCGAUUUCGUAUCAUGGACGAUCCAAUUUGAUACGAAUUGAGGGUAAUCUCAAUAGCAACAGAUACGUCCGUGAAGUGCUACAGCCCGAAGUCGUUCCUUUCCUUCAAGGCAUCCCUGGAGCUAUCUUUCAGCAGGAUAAUGCACGCCCACAUGUUGCGCGGACUUCACCCCCUCGAACCAUUAAGAUUGAAUCCUUGAACAAGAUCCGAUUAUUAAAUCAAAAGUUAUUCAGGUUGGUUCUUUUUUUUUUUCUUUUUGCGCACUGCAUAUUUAUUUUUUCUCUCAUUAAUGACAGCUAUUAUUUAUUCCAGCUGAACAUUCCAGUCGAUUUGCGGCAUGAGCCCAGCAAUGUCGAAGCAAUUCCAACAAUGGGCUGCCAGUAUUCCCAAGUAAAUGUCCGACUGCCAUCGAACACAGAGGGGGCCAUUCCGCGUCUCUGGGAUGUUCGCAGGAGGAUGGAAGAGUUGAAGACUUCUCCAGAUACAGUCAUAAUGUAUGGGGCGAUCUACUGCCUUCUACCCAUUCUUCCAGAAGUUGUCGCUCAAUGGAUACUCAAUACUGUACUGAGGAAGGCAACUGUUGUCUUAGCCAAUAUUCCGGGUCCACAGGAAAUGCUGACUUUGGGGACAAAAAAGCUAAAAAAAAUAGUCUUCUGGAUGUCUCCCAGACCAGAAAUCCCAGUAGUGUUUUCUGUCAUAUCUUAUGCCGGAGCCAUCCAGUUAUCAGUUUCUGCAGACAAAAUGGUUGUUCCCCAACCACAACUGUUAAUAAAAGAAUUUGUAUUGGAAUUAUCUAGAUUAUCUCAUUUGCUGGCAAGACGGCGAAUACCUGGAGAACAUAGAAGAAGAAGUCAUUUUACGGACGAAAGGAGAUUAGCUGAAAUUAUUAAUCCCCCGGAUGUCGAACUGCAACAGAAAUUACAUUCCGUUCAAGAAGAAAUCCAUGAAGUUACUCAGCAACUGAGUGCAGCUAUUGGUGAUCGAGAUUUUGACAUUCCUGCUGACGACAGCAAUUGUCCUGAAGUUAAAAUGUUGCAAAGAUUGGAUGAAUUGAGGGAGGAAUUUUCAGAACUCAUGAGGGAACUGAGAAGAAGAAAAUCUCUGGCCGAUGGUACUUUCGUGGAUGGACAAGACGAAGAUAUGGAUGGUGAAUUGCGUCGACCACGUCGAUUGACUCUCACGUCGUCUACCAGCAGAAGAUCUAGUCUGAAUACAGUACUGUCAUCUGCGUCUACAACUCGCCCUCUUGCAACUCCGACUAUAUCACAUCAUGGGUUUGUGGUGUCCACUCCGAAUCUUAAAGUUCAAGAAUCUCCUACAUCGCAACAAAGGCCUAGCUUUCUUCAAGUGGCACAGGAACGUUUUGGCAGGCGCAAAUCUGAUUUCAAUUAAUGGAACCAAGAGAAAGAAAUUAUUAUUUAUCUAAUUAUUCGUCCAUAAAGGAGACAGUGGUACAUUUUUGUACAGUAUAUCAUUAGAACCUAUUUCAACUAGUCAAACUCCGAACAUGUGACCAUUACUUUCCCAUAACUCUCUAUUUAUAAGUUGAAACUAUACUGAGGCAAGCUGUGCUUGUCUCAUCACGUGCAGUACAAUUCUUUGGAAUAUUAUUUCAAAGGUAUUAUUAAUCAUAUUAAAACUAUAACUCUGCGCAUGCGUGCUUUCAUUGCGCGCAAGCAAAUAACAUAAUGUAAUAUGAUGAAAAACAUAUUUAGAUCUGUGUUAUGAGAUACUAAAUACUGUUUUAAUUUUAUGAAAGGCUAUUAGCUAUCAUAUCUAUUCAAAAGAGAAUAAUAUUGUAUGCGCUUAAGACAUUUUAGCUAUUAUUUUAAAAUGCUUUAAUACUUGGCAAGUAUUCUUAUACGAGGAUUGUAAAUGAAGUAAUAGCAACAUGCCUGGAUAAUAUUAAUGAACAUAUGAGCCAAACUACAUUGCAUUUUUUUUCGUUAUUAUCAUCUAUACCUAUCUACUGUUUUUUUGUACCUUUUGUCAGACAUCAGGAAGCCGUAGGUUACCAUUGGAAAAUUGUGAUUUGCCAACGGAACACCCUACAAAAUCUGAAAGGCGUUUUUUCAGUAUAACAAAAACUCAAUCGUGGACUCAAGUCUGAUGAGUAUGUAGAAAAAUGAAUGGCCAGCCUGUGCGAUGCAAAUCUACAGUCUCAGUCUGACCAAUAGUAAAUGCUUUGACCCAUCAUGCAACUGUCUUAAGCAAUUACACAUACUCGCCAGUCAAAAUUUCAAGACUACAGAGUUGAACAUUAGUAGCCAUAAACUCUAAAAAUUGGGACGUCUGUUCAACGACGGUAAUAUAAUAUAAUAUGCAUCAGAUUGUAAUACAUUUUUGCCAAGGGUAACCUUAAUUUCAUUCGAAGACAAUUGAUCAUGUUCUAAACAUGAUUUAGGACAAUAGAAACGAAGAUGUCCAUUUUAUCUUCACCCAGCAAUUGGUUACUUAAAAGUGACAUCAUCGUAGGUAAAUCGUGGCAUUUGUCGAAUUCAGAAGCACAUCAAGUUUGACACUCACGUGUAACAUCACUUUCAUGUAUCCAAAUAAACAUGAUUUAAAUCACAUAGCUGAUUUACUCCCUUUACUUCUUUUCGAAUUGCAAGAACCCAAUUACCAUUUCUGUUGAUGUACUCGCCGACAAUGCACUACCUCACUGAUCCGAUAACGUUGGCGCAUACCCGAUGUUCUGGAAUUUCUGGGCUACGUUGCCAAUACUUUAUUUAAUACCCUCGUGUAUCUAGGUAUAAUCGCACGAUUCAUAGUCAUGCAUAAAAACCCAUGACAUGGGUCUUUUUUAACUACAUCUAGUCAAUUUUUGAAUCUAAGCAAUAUGAUUUUUUAAAAAAAAGGAAAAUAAAUAUAUUUUUUUUUA
Messenger RNA from Parasteatoda tepidariorum (common house spider), 3247 nucleotides. The record is from RefSeq and is a predicted model, not a curated record. NCBI's taxonomy places the organism in Eukaryota, Metazoa, Arthropoda, Arachnida, Araneae, Theridiidae.